This is a messenger RNA of Bombus pyrosoma, 1134 nucleotides long. RefSeq lists its product as uncharacterized. The transcript has 2 exons. The coding region runs from base 1 to 1134 and encodes 377 amino acids. The record is from RefSeq and is a predicted model, not a curated record. Gene Ontology annotation, molecular function: nucleic acid binding. NCBI's taxonomy places the organism in Eukaryota, Metazoa, Arthropoda, Insecta, Hymenoptera, Apidae.
AUGGGAAUUAAAAUCGUUGUAAAGGUAUCUGCUAUUGUUGUGGCUCCGGUGUUCGGUAUCGCAACAACUAUGCAGUUUUUGGUUAAGUUAUCUUGUAUUGCUGGACAAUCGCCCGAAGACUUUGUACGAUCAACAAUUUGGCAACAUGGACCGGAGUGGCUACAACAAUCUGAAGAAUACUGGCCGACGUGGAACCCAGUACCAGUAUCAUCACAAAUCGAAAUACCGGAGCAGAAGAAGGCGACCUGUCUGUUCGUGACUCCCGCCGACCACAGUCUACUGGAGAGAUUCUCCUCUUGGCCAAAACUGAUUAGAAUCACCGUUCGUUGCCUCCGGUGGAGACAAAAACAGGAUCGCGGUAGACCUUUAACCAUUCAUGAUUUAAUUGGUGCGCACAACAAACUUGUCCAGUUAUUACAGCUCUGCUAUUUUCCAGAUGAGAUCCGUAUUUUCCGAGCUGAUCGACACUCUGCAGUGAAGGGGAAACUACAACGGCUCAAUCCAUUUCUGGACAAGGACGGGAUGUUGCGAGUCGGAGGCCGUCUCACUCACUCAACAAUGUCUUUCACUCAGAAACACCCAAUCAUUCUGCCAAAGUCUUCCGUUACAGCACUUAUAAUCGAGCAUGAGCACCUCCUAAACCUCCACUCCGGAACUCAAGCUACUUUAUAUGCCUUGAGAAAAUCCUAUUGGCCUAUCGACGGCCGUAGUCAAGUUUGGAGCACGCUGAAGAAGUGCGUCCGUUGCUGCAGAGCCAAUCCACCUCCAAUGAAUUAUGUCAUGGGCGAUCUCCUAGCCGCACGAAUAACAGAAUCUCGGCCGUUUACCAACGUCGGAGUCGACUACUGCGGACCCUUUCACAUCAAAGAACGAAAGGACCGCAACCGACGUAAAGUCAAGGUAUAUGUAGCAAUCUUCAUAUGUCUUGCAGUUAAAGCAGUCCACAUCGAGCUGGUCAGCGACCUCACUGGCGAGGCCUUUAUUGCUGCUCUGCGAAGAUUCAUUGCUCGCCGAGGAUUCUGUCUAACGAUAUACUCAGACAACGGUACCAAUUUCGUUGGCGCCAACAACGAACUACGAGAGCUCCGAAACCUCCUGCAGUCCGACGAUCACAAGGUAAAGGUGAACCUUUGA